Messenger RNA from Suncus etruscus (white-toothed pygmy shrew), 3288 nucleotides. It is a transcript of the gene CHN2, whose product is annotated as chimerin 2. The record is from RefSeq and is a predicted model, not a curated record. Lineage: Eukaryota; Metazoa; Chordata; Mammalia; Eulipotyphla; Soricidae. The transcript is spliced from 13 exons. Bases 192 to 1598 code for a protein of 468 amino acids. Gene Ontology annotation, molecular function: GTPase activator activity. Gene Ontology annotation, biological process: signal transduction; regulation of small GTPase mediated signal transduction; positive regulation of GTPase activity.
AGUGCACGCAGAGUCCGGAGGGAGGCCGGCGCUGCUGGCUUGCUCUCUGCGCGGCCCCAGGACUUUGCCAUGGGCUGGGGGCCGCGGGCGCUGCGAGCGGCCGGACCCAGGCAGAAGCAGCGGCAGAGGCAGCGGCAGAAGCGCCCACUUCGGGGCUGAGCGAGCCACGACGCGCGGGGCGCACGCCCGAGAUGGCAGCGUCCAGCAACUCCAGCCUGUCCGGCUCCUCCGUGUCCUCCGAUGCUGAGGAAUACCAGCCUCCAAUAUGGAAAUCUUACUUGUAUCAGUUACAGCAAGAGGCACCUCGGCCCAAGAGGAUCAUUUGCCCUGGGGAGGUUGAAAACAGACCAAAAUAUUAUGGGAGAGAGUUCCAUGGGAUCAUCUCUCGGGAGCAGGCAGAUGAGCUUCUGGGAGGUGUGGAGGGUGCCUACAUCCUCAGAGAAAGCCAGCGCCAGCCAGGAUGCUACACAUUAGCUUUAAGGUUUGGAAACCAGACUUUAAAUUACAGACUUUUCUACGAUGGCAAACACUUUGUGGGCGAGAAGAGGUUUGAAUCAAUUCACGAUCUGGUCACUGAUGGCUUGAUAACACUGUACAUAGAAACAAAAGCUUCUGAAUACAUUUCUAAAAUGACAACAAAUCCCAUUUAUGAGCACAUUGGAUAUGCCACCUUACUCAGAGAAAAAGUAUCUCGAAGGCUGAGCAGGUCUAAAAAUGAGUCAAGAAAAGCAAGUGUCACCAAUGAAGAACAUUCAGCAGUAGAAAAGAUCUCCUCCCUGGUUCGAAGGGCCGCUCUCACGUCCAACGACAACCACUUCAACUAUGAGAAGACACACAACUUUAAGGUCCACACGUUUCGAGGUCCACACUGGUGUGAAUACUGUGCCAACUUCAUGUGGGGACUCAUCGCCCAGGGAGUCCGCUGCUCAGACUGUGGAUUGAAUGUACACAAGCAGUGUUCUAAGCAUGUUCCCAAUGACUGCCAACCUGAUCUCAAGAGAAUCAAGAAAGUGUACUGUUGUGAUCUCACAACACUCGUGAAGGCUCACAACACACAGAGACCCAUGGUUGUGGACAUAUGCAUUCGGGAAAUUGAAGCAAGAGGACUAAAGUCGGAAGGCCUAUACAGAGUCUCUGGAUUCACUGAACACAUUGAAGAUGUCAAAAUGGCAUUUGACAGAGAUGGUGAAAAGGCAGAUAUAUCUGCCAGUAUCUACCCAGACAUAAACAUCAUCACUGGAGCCCUUAAAUUGUAUUUCAGGGACUUGCCUAUCCCUAUCAUCACCUACGACACUUAUUCCAAAUUUAUAGAAGCAGCAAAAAUCUCCAAUGCAGAUGAGAGGCUGGAAGCCGUCCACGAGGUGCUGAUGUUGCUUCCUCCUGCCCAUUAUGAGACCCUCCGAUACCUGAUGAUCCACCUCAAGAAGGUGACUCUAAAUGAAAAGGACAAUCUCAUGAAUGCCGAGAACCUGGGGAUCGUAUUUGGGCCCACACUGAUGAGACCCCCAGAGGACAGCACCCUUACCACGCUCCAUGAUAUGCGGUACCAAAAGCUGAUUGUGCAGAUUUUAAUAGAAAACGAAGACGUUCUGUUUUAAUCCAUCAAGGAAAUGAGCAGAAUAUCCCCAGCCCCACUGAGGUGAUAAGGCUAACGGAAGUGCACUUGAUUGGUUUUGCAAACAAGUGAUGGAAUUCCCUUGGCCAUUGGCUACUGUGUCUCAUAGACACUGGCCUCCUCGACUGGUCGACAGCAACUGCGGGGAGAGAAAAAGGCCCGGUAUGGGGUCUUCGCACCUCAUAUGUCAGUUUUGCCGGAAGUGUGAUGGAGCAACGUUUAACUUAUUAGGGGGAAAAAAAAUAUACAAUGUAGACCUUUAAAUGUGUCUAGUAAGAAAUAAAAAAGGGAACUUAAUACAUAGAGGUACUUGAUACAUUUUCCACUUACGAAAAGACAAUUCUGUAUGUUAAAUGAAACAUAUAUUGUAAAAUGUAUUUUUAUGUUAGCUGCAAGAAUGUUACUUUAUUUUAGCAAAAUAGAACUCAAUGCAGUGCAUUGGUUAUUACCUUUGUACCUUGCCCCGCAUUCUUGCUAUGAUACCCUGAGACUGUUUACCACAAACGCAGUAUUAUCUUGACAUACCUAUGUCCUGCACAGUGCUUUGCAAUGAAAUUUCACAAGCCACCUUAUGUCUCUGCUUUCCAUAUUUGUUGCUGAUAAGUACUGGCAUUUUGCUAUGGUAUGGUGUCUAUAGCAACUGUAAGAUAGUUGGAAAUGUCCAAGGUUUUCUUUCCAUUAAAAUCUUGUGGCAUCCCAACAUAUGCAUCAGGAUUGGCCAUAGUCUCUCUGCACCAUAGAUGUAUAUCCCAGACCAUGCAAAAUAUGCUCAUUUUAUAGAAAAUGUUUUUGGAACACUUAUUAUCUCGAGGCUCUAUGAAAAGUCAGCACUUUUCUGCAUUUCUUUUUGGGUAAGCAUUCUGAAUUCACGUGUUUAUGGCAAGGAGGAAUUUUUUUUGCCACAUUUCUACAUUUAAAAAAUUUAAUCUGCAGAAUGAUUGUUGAUUUUUUUCAUUUUUGUUUUAUAAACAAGCUUAUUUUUAAAUGAGAAUGAAUCAGUUUGAUUUUUACAAAUACGUGUUUGUCCUUGAUUAAGAGCAACAUUGUAUAGAUAACUUAAUAUGAUUUUAUUAUAAUAAUUCCAUAUUAUUGACUGUUUAUCUUCGCAUGAGAUUUUUCACACCAAGAUUUCUAUAUUUUGUAAAAUAGGAAAAACAUAUAAAACAUCAAAAACUGUAAAUAUAGAAAUUUCUCUCUUAAAUUUGAAAAGACCAUCUUUCCCUCUGUCUGAGAUGAUUUAUGUAAUUCUUCACUAGUCUUGUUUUGGAGUGGCCAGGAAAGAAUCGUUGUGUAACAAGAAAGAGCAUGGCAAAAGGAGUGUGGUGCGAUUAUCCCAGAAAGUCCCAAGGGCUAUGUGGAUGGAGGCCAUUGGUACCUAGGCCUUUGUAUGCUUCUGCCUGAUCCCUGCCAUUUUGGUUCUUCCCAACUGUACAGAUUGUUGUUGUAGCCUAUGUAGUUUAUUGAUACUGUCAAAAAAAUUAUCUGGAAAUGGUUUUAUUUUGUGAAGUGAACAAUACUUUGUAAUUUAUGAUAGUGUAAAUGGAAGGAAAAGCAUUAAAUGUAUUAAAUUCUUUGGUCUACCAUUUUGGAAUAUGGGAAGUAAGUGGUAUGGGGAGUUAGGAAUGUUGGUCCCAGGUGGAUUCAGGCAAUAAAAGUUUUUAUCAUCACCAACA